AUGAUAAUAUGGUAUAAUUCUUCAGUAGGGUAUGCUAAAAAUUUUUUAAGGUCAAAAAAUUAUUAUAAAUACUACCAUUCUGCAAAGUUGUUUCAACGGAGGCAAUUUUCUCUGUUCAACAAUAACAACAAAAAUGGUGUUGCAAAUAAUUCGAAUAAUAGAACAGAUUUUAUUCAAUUAUAUCACAAUUUAAUAGAAACGAAGAAAAUUGAACAUGACCCUUAUCAAUUUAAGCUUAUUUUAAUAUUACAGGCGCUUGAAAACAAUAUCAAUAAUUACUAUCACAAUGUACAGGAUAAAAAAAAAAAAAAUAUGAGUACCCAAAUAAAUAAUAAAAAGAAAUCAUUUCUGAGUUCAUUGUUCUGUAGCAAUAAAUAUAUAGAAGGUAAGGAUCAUUCGAUUAAUGAUUCAAAUGAUGAACAUAUAAUUUUAGAUAGUUUAAAAAAUGAUGACAGUUUCUUUUUAUUUGAAAAUGAUAAAUAUGAAAAGGAUAAAGAUUUAAAAUAUGAUGAUAUAAAAGAUGAGAAAUAUUUUGUGAAUGAAAUUAAUAUAGACGAAAAAUCUAUUACAUAUAUAAGAGGUUUAUAUAUAUAUGGUAGUGUAGGUAGAGGAAAGACAUAUUUUUUAAAUUUAUUAUUUGAUAGAUUAAAAUUGAAUAAAUUAAAAAUGCAUUAUCAUAAUUUUAUGCAAGAAAUACAUAGAAAGUUUCAUGAAGAAAAAAUGAAUAAUUCAGAAGAUCCAAUAAAAAGUAUAUCAAUAAAAAUGAGUGAAAAAUAUAAAGUUAUAUUUAUAGAUGAAUUUCAAGUAGUACAUAUAUCUGAUGCUAUGGUUAUAAAAUCUUUAUUUAAUCAUCUUUUUUAUCAAGGAACCAUUUUAUUAUGUACAUCAAAUAGAAAUCCUAUACAUUUAUAUCAUAAUGGUUUAAAUAGAGAUCGUUUUUUGCCUUUUAUACAAUUAUUAUUUAAAUUUAAUUAUAUAUUUGAAAUUGAUAAUUAUCAUGAUUUUCGUUUAAAAAAUAUACACACCAAAGAUGAUAUUUAUAUGUUACCAAAUAAAACAUUUGAGCAAGUGAAAAAUCAUUGUAGUGAUUUAUAUUGUAGAUAUUAUAAUAAAGAUAUAAAUUAUGUAAGACAAAAUGAGAAGUUUAAUCAAACUUUAAUUGUUUCAAAUUUUAAAAAAUGUAUUAUUCCAUAUAUGUUAAAUAAAUAUUGUAUAUUUUCUUUUCAAGACUUAUGUAGUAAAAAUAUAAGUAUUGAUGAAUAUAAUGCCAUAUCAAAUAAUAGUCAUACUAUAUUUAUUUAUGAUAUAGAAAAAAUGAAUGAAGAAAGUAAAGGAAAUGAAAUGAGAAGAUUUAUUUUGUUAAUAGACAUUUUAUAUGAAAAGAAUACUAAAGUUUUCUUUUAUAGUAACAUUCCUAUAUUUCAAAUUUUUCAAACAAGUUGUAUUAUUUCGCAUUUUCAAAAUUUAUUGGACAAAAUGAAAUCUCAGUAUGAUCACUUUAAAACCUUUAAAGAAUCACUUAAGGAACAAUUAAAGGAUGGGUCAUUUAAUAGGGAGAUAUUUAGAAGCAUAAUGUUAUCAUUUGAUACAACUACAGAAAUAAGUGAUAAAUUAUUUGAUGCUAUAAACUACAAUAUCAAUAAGGAGUACAUACCAAUACAAUACCUUAGGAGAGUUUUGUGCUUUCACAUUAUGAAUUACGAAAUUGAUGUAAAAAGGAAUUUAAAAUUUUUGGAAGAUGAAGAUCUAAGAGUGGAACCUAUUCCUUAUUUACUAUUCGACGAAAACGAUAUAGAUACAUCACAAGAAAAUACCUUCGCAUCAAUGCGAACAUUAUCGAGAAUGAAGCAUAUGUGCACAUCAUCAUAUUUGGACAAGCAUAAAAAACUAUACGAGAAUAAUAUAUAG
Messenger RNA from Plasmodium adleri (nom. inval.), 1908 nucleotides. Its product is annotated as nucleotide binding protein, putative. Gene Ontology annotation, cellular component: mitochondrion; cytoplasm. The record is from RefSeq and is a predicted model, not a curated record. Gene Ontology annotation, molecular function: ATP binding; ATP hydrolysis activity. NCBI's taxonomy places the organism in Eukaryota, Apicomplexa, Aconoidasida, Haemosporida, Plasmodiidae. The coding region runs from base 1 to 1908 and encodes 635 amino acids. The transcript is spliced from 6 exons.